UGACUUGUUUCUGCUACGGAGCAAAACCACAGUAACGUUACCGCGAAGUCGCCGUAGCUAGGCAACGCCUGCAGGCAGCGCGUGCGAGACCGUUUAUUGUUUACUCGUACGUUAAACCGGCGGACCAAGUAAACAGCAGAUGGCAGUGUUAUGGCAGGGAGGAAGCGGGGGACCCGUCCUGGAUGUGAUGCUGAACAAUGAGGCUUUACAACGGUGAAAUAUCCUGCAUGGAGCCGAGACAGAUGCUGCCGCCGCCGCCGAGGAGACAUGGACGCGAGGUAACGUUGCCAGCCCACCACCCCGCCGCUGAAAGCCACUUCGGGCGAUUUCGUUGCGCAAUACCUGAAUCGAUAUAUUAGCCAGCGUGAAGUGAACUGCCGAUACCCGCCGUGCUCUGUGUUCAUUGACGCUCAUGGCGGAGUUUACGGAGAACUGCGGGCUGCUCUCGCCGACCGCUGGGGAGAAAGCGGGCGAGGAGGACGGCAAGACUCAGCGAGAGGUGUCGGUGUCAAACGGAGACUGCGGGGGACUUUCGGCGGACGUGGUCGGCUCUGCUGGAGCCGAUAGGCAGGGACUUGAGGCGGCUACCACAUCUGUCGUGUUGGACCCCAAAUCCGGAAUACCUCGAAGGACCAGUAUCAUCAAGGAUGGCUCACGGCAGCGGAAAGAAAGGAAGAAAACCGUCUCCUUCAGCAGCAUGCCCACGGAAAAGAAGAUCAGCAGUGCGAGUGACUGCAUUAACGCCAUGGUGGACGGCUCAGAGUUGAGGAAGGUGCGAUCCAACUCCAGGGUGUAUCAUCGGUACUUUCUCCUAGAUGCUGACAUGCAGUCUCUUAGGUGGGAGCCAUCAAAGAAGGAGUCAGAUAAAGCCAAGAUUGAUGUGAAGUCCAUUAAGGAAGUGCGAACUGGUAAGAACACCGACACGUUCAGGACCAACGGCAUUUACGACCAGAUUUCCGAGGACUGCGCAUUCUCCGUUAUUUAUGGAGAAACCUACGAGUCUCUGGAUUUGGUUGCGAACACAGCCGAUGUGGCUAACAUAUGGGUGACUGGGCUCAGGUACCUGAUAUCCUAUGGAAAGCUUACGCUAAACAUGAUUGAAAGUACUCAGAAUAGCUUGCGCUCUUCCUGGCUCGGGGAUCUCUUUGACGAAGAUGACGUCAGCGGCAACAAAAGCCUCAGUCUUUGUGCUGCCGUACAGUCGAUCAAAAAGUUGAAUCCUGGACUGAAAAACGUCAAAAUUGAACUCAAACUAAAGGAGUUGCACAAAGCUAAAGACAAAAUGGGAUGUGACGUUACUAAGGAAGAGUUUAUUGAGGUCUAUCAUGAUCUUUGCACAAGACCAGAAAUCUACUUCUUGCUUGUUCAGUUCUCUAGCAACAAAGAGUUUCUCGAUAGCAAGGACUUGAUGAUAUUUUUAGAGGCAGAGCAAGGCAUGGCCCAGGUGAGUGAAGAGACAAGCUUGGAGGUUAUUAAGCAGUAUGAGCCAUCCAAAGAGGGGCAGCUCAAAGCCUGUCUCUCCCUAGACGGAUUUACAAACUAUCUUAUGUCAAACGACUGCCACAUUUUUGAUCCGGAACAAAAAACAGUCUGCCAAGACAUGAACCAGCCUAUUUCUCACUAUUACAUCAACUCUUCUCACAAUACCUACCUGAUCGAGGACCAGUUCAGGGGUCCAUCGGACAUUACGGGCUACAUCCGUGCCCUAAAGAUGGGGUGUAGAAGUGUGGAACUAGAUGUUUGGGAUGGGCCUGACAAUGAACCGGUCAUUUACACUGGCCAUACUAUGACCUCGCACAUUGUCUUCCGUAGCGUUAUCGACAUCAUAAACAAAUACGCCUUUGUGGCGUCCGAAUUCCCCCUCAUUCUGUGCUUGGAGAAUCAUUGCUCCCUAAAGCAGCAGAGAGUAAUGUUUCAGCACCUCAAAAAAAUCCUUGGGGACAAAAUUCACAGCGACCCACCCAGACCUGAAGACAAUUACCUGCCAUCCCCCAAUGAUUUGAAAGGCAAGAUUCUUUUGAAAGGAAAAAAGCUGCCCAACACCUGCAACAGCUCCGAGGGCGAAGUGACUGAUGAGGAUGAAGGGGCAGAAAUGUCUCAGCACAUGAGCAUAGAUGGAGGAGAACAACAAACUGUUGCUCAGCCUAAGAAGUUUCAGCUGUCCAAAGACCUCUCUGACCUGGUGACCUUGUGUAAAUCCAUUCAGUUCAAAGACUUUCCUACAGCAUUCCAGAACCAGAAGCAUUGGGAACUUUGCUCAUUCAAUGAGGUUUUUGCUAGCAGAUGCACCACUGAUUACCCUGGAGAAUUUGUCAAUUACAACAAGAAGUUUCUAACUAGGGUUUACCCUAGUCCGAUGCGAAUUGAUUCAAGCAAUAUGAACCCUCAGGACUUUUGGAAGUGUGGCUGCCAGAUUGUGGCAAUGAACUACCAAACUCCAGGUCUGAUGAUGGACUUGAACAUUGGCUGGUUCAGACAAAACGGCAACUGUGGCUAUGUGCUUCGCCCUGCCAUAAUGAGGGAGCAGGUGUCUUAUUUUAGUGCCAAUACUAAGGACUCAGUACCCGGAGUGUCUCCACAGCUUCUUCACAUAAAGAUCAUCAGUGGACAAAAUUUCCCCAAACCCAAGGGCUCAGGUGCCAAAGGUGAUGUCGUAGACCCCUACGUAUAUGUAGAGAUCCAUGGCAUUCCUGCCGACUGUGCUGAACAAAGGACUAAAACUGUCAAUCAGAAUGGGGACAACCCCCUUUUCGACGAAAGUUUUGAGUUUCAGAUUAACCUUCCUGAGCUGGCCAUGGUACGCUUCGUAGUUCUGGAUGAUGACUACAUAGGGGACGAAUUCAUUGGCCAGUACACUAUUCCUUUUGAGUGUCUACAACCAGGAUUUCGACACAUACCACUUCAGUCAUUGACUGGCGAGCUGCUUCCUCAUGCUUGGUUGUUUGUCCAUGUGGCCAUCACCAACCGACGUGGCGGGGGCAAGCCUCACAAAAGAGGACUCUCGGUCCGCAAGGGCAAAAGGAAUCGGGAGUAUGCCAGCAUGAGGAUACUGCUCAUCAAGGCUCUCGAUGAAGUUUUUAAGACUGCCACACAGCCUCUUCGAGAAGCUACUGAUCUUCGAGAGAACAUGCAGAAUGCAAUAGUGUCGUUUAAAGAGCUCUGCGGUUUGUCUGCGGUGGCGAACCUGAAGCAGUGCAUCUUGGCCCUGUCCUCCCGGCUCCUCGGUGCAGACAACAACCCAGUAGUGCUGUUCAACCUCAAGGACCAGUACCCCGUCGUAGAGGCCCAGGGGCUGCUGCCUGAUGUCCUCAAAAAGGUGGUCACUGCGUAUGAGACGAUGAUCCAGACAAGUAGGACGUUGCUGGAAAACUCUGAGAGUGUUUACGAGAGGAUACUCCAGGUCCAGAAAGCAGCGAUGGAGUUUCACGAGAAUCUCCACGAUAUGGCAGUGAAGGAGGGUCUGAAGGGUAGAAAGCUGCACAAAUCAGUGGAGAGCUUCACCUGGAACAUCACCAUCCUCAAGGGUCAGGCGGACCUGUUGAAACACGCACGGGCCGAGGUGCUGGAGAACCUGAAGCAGGUACAUUAUGCCGCGCUCACCUGCAACCUGGCCAAGGGUGGCCCGUCGACGACCCCGUCCACAGGCUCCGACUCCAGGCCCCGACGCAGCCUGGAGGCAAUCCCGGAGAAGGCCGUAGGGGAGGAGGACAUCAGCGAUGAAGAGGAGAACUAAAGGGCUUUGUUGUUGCUUUUACAAGCCCCAAAUCCCUGAACCCAGAUACCAGUCGCUCCCUCCUAAACCUGCAUUGGUUUGAAAGGAGCAAAGCGGUUAGUGGUCAAGCUGUACGUGGCCCACAAGCCAAGUUUUGAAGGGAUAGUGUUGUAAUACAGGAGCAAUGGCCUUAAACUCCGCCAAGAUGUCCUUUAAUGUCUCCGCCCACACUUUUUUUCAGUGUUUCAUACUUUUGAGGCAAACUGCCUGAACUUGCGGUGGAUCCCAAACCAUAAACCCAUGCUACACCAGAUAUGUCCUGACUCUGCCUGUCCCUGCCCCCAAAUCCCAGGGCCUGUGAAUUGCUGUGCUAGUAUUGAUGUGACAAUGACAGGAUUCCCUGCGUUGUCCUAAAGAUGUGCACUUACGGAGCCUCCCUCCAUGACCGCCUAUAAGCACAAAAAUGGUUUUCGAGGACCCGAAACUGGAGCCAAGAAUGAUUAGCGAGUGAAAGAUAGAGUACAAGAAAGAGAGAGAGAGAGAACAAAUGAGCCGAGCUGUUUACAAUAACGAACUAAUUUGUGUUGCGUCUGCCGAAAUAGCUUGUAUAUACAACAUAAAUAUAUAUAAAUAUAUAUAUAUGGAGAUCUGUUACCUUUUUUUGCUAUGUGCACCGUUUUAAUUGAUGAGAUUUAUUUUGUUAAGAGAAAAUGGCUUUUAAUAUUUUAUUUGUGUGAAGGGUGGGCAGAAGUGGGCUGAUGGACAUGGCCAGUUGGUCAGCCCCAAGUUCUGCAAUAGGUGUUUUUUUUGGUUGGUUGUUUGUUUGUUGUUUUUGUUUUUAAAUUUUCUAUGGAGAGUGAAUGUAAGUGAGUCUUUAGAUGGAAUAUACUGUACCUUUCAAAUACAACCAGCAGCAAACUGUACGUGUGAACGAGAGAAGAAAGAAGCUCCUGGAUAUUUUAAAGGACACAGUUACGCUUCUAAAUCAUUCCUGGAAAAAAAAAAAAAAAAUAGUAAAUCUAUUUAUGGAUACUGUUAAACAUGAUAGUGCCUCGUUGCUGACGAUUUUUGUCUAUUGGUGGGGUGGGAAGGGUUUGCUAGAGAGAAACCUGAUUCCUCUGCCUGUUUGGCUAAAGCUAAGCCUGCCCAGUGCCAACCUGCCAGUUCAUCGCUUCUAGUUGGUUAGUAUUCAUCUCCAACUCGCCCCAUCGAUCGUCUCACCGUGCCGAUCUACUGUUGGACCCAGUGAACCACUUCCAUCAGAUUUUACAGCUUCUUACCAGAGAUUUAACUGGACAUUUGAAGAAAAAAGGAAAAAAUGUUGUUUCAUACAUUUCAGUGCUGUAACAGUUUGUGCAUUUUUAAGCGUAGUGAACCAUUUAUACCAGUUGGGGGGAUAGUUUCAAAUACCGGAUUUGUUUUACUCCGUUAAAAACCCAAAAGCUCUGAAAUAAACUACGUCGAAUACAUUCUCUUAA
Messenger RNA from Pygocentrus nattereri (red-bellied piranha), 5190 nucleotides. RefSeq names its product inactive phospholipase C-like protein 2. The transcript is spliced from 7 exons. The record is from RefSeq and is a predicted model, not a curated record. The coding region runs from base 413 to 3733 and encodes 1106 amino acids. Gene Ontology annotation, molecular function: phosphatidylinositol-4,5-bisphosphate phospholipase C activity. Lineage: Eukaryota; Metazoa; Chordata; Actinopteri; Characiformes; Serrasalmidae. Gene Ontology annotation, biological process: intracellular signal transduction; lipid metabolic process.